Messenger RNA from Leucoraja erinaceus (little skate), 3771 nucleotides. RefSeq lists its product as uncharacterized. The transcript has 12 exons. The record is from RefSeq and is a predicted model, not a curated record. NCBI's taxonomy places the organism in Eukaryota, Metazoa, Chordata, Chondrichthyes, Rajiformes, Rajidae. Bases 149 to 1036 code for a protein of 295 amino acids.
UGCAAAAGCUGAUGUGUAACAAAAGGGGCGGCAGCAACGUCAGGCUCCUGUGUCCAGUCAUACAACCUGAAGCCUGGUGUGUGUGUGUGUCUGUGUGUUUGUGUGUGUGUGUGUGUAUAUGGUUAAUACAGUUUAAUAAAUUGGAAAGAUGAAUGCCGAUAUUUCUCUCAUGUCUCGGAUAGUCUCCGACAAUGAUGGGGAUACAAUGCAGACGUUGAAGUUUGGCGGUUGUCACCAGAAAGACACUGCAUUUAACAAGGUGCGGAGCUUCAGUGACACCCAGGCGGGAUCUUCGCCAGAGAGCAAGCACCUGAUAGAUGAGCUCGAGGUCAUCAAGUUCCACAUUGAAGUCCAAACUCGAACCAUUGAAUCCUUGAAUCAGACUGUGAGCCUCCUGGCGAAGGAACGAAGCCACCAUCAGCAGCAGAUCCGACUACUAGAGGCGGAGGUGAGGAGACUGAGCAUGUGUAGCAACAUCGAAGAGGACAGGAUUAACCUGAUGAUAGACAGAAAGAUUGAAGACUGGAAGAAGGAGCUGUGCUCGAACCCAACCAAUUCACAAGACCCGACCCAACAAGCAGAAAACCAGGGGCAAUCAACAGAUACCAACAACCAUACCGAAGAACUUGCGACAGAAAUACACGAGAGCAAAAAGUUUCUAUGGGAAGAAUGCGAAUCAUUGCAUAAAGAAAUAGAGCAAAUUAACAGAAAGCUAACUAUUCAAGAGGAUGAUCUGUUAAGUAGUUUGACAGAUUGCAAAAUACUCAGGCAGAACCAAAAGAAAUAUAAUCAGAUUCUAGAAAGACUAAUACAAAGAUGCAGACAAAUACAGUCACUGGAUCCUGAACAGGAGCUAAAAGACAUUAAGUUGGCAAUGGUCGACAUGCAGGAGCAGAUUCAGAACCUGUGCUAUUCCAGCAAAGGAAACACGACCGUAGCCAAGAUUAAGAGAGGUAGAUGUAUUGAUAACACAAGGAAAGAGUUGAUGGUGAAACAAAUGUGCAAUACUUCAGAUUCUGAGACUGAUACAUGGUAAAAGAGUUCAUAUAAGCUUUUGACGGCUGCUGCCCAUAAUUCCAUCAUCUUCGACCAACUGCCCAAACAACAUCAUAGUCAACAUUAUACCAGCAGCCAGAUGCUCAAUAAAGUGAAUAUACACAAACGCAACAGCAGCUGGUUAUUAGAGAGCUGGCAAAGCACUCUCAUGCCUCAGGAGGUAGAAGUGCACUCUGGUAAGGGUCUCUAUGCAUAGGAUCACUGCAAAACACAGCAAAGAUGGAAGAACUUUGAAGUCAACUUCCAAUUACUCCUCGACUCCAGAUGUCUCACCAAGAUUGUCAAAAGUUAGAAGCUAUUGAACCAUGGGCACCAAUGUUUAACCAUGCGGGACAGCAUGGUGGCGCAGCGGUAGAGUUGCUGCCUUACAGCGCCAGAGGCCCAGGUUCCAUCCUGACUACGGGUGCUGUCUGUACGGACCGUUUGUAUGUUCACCCUGUGAUCUUGUGGGUUUCCUCCAGGUGCUCCAGUUUCCUCCCACACUCCAAAACAUAGAGAAUAGGUGCAGGAGGAGGCCAUUCGACCCUUCGAACCAGCACCGCCAUUCAUUGUGAUCAUGGCUGAUCGUCCCCCAUCAAUAACCCGUGCCUGCCUUCUCCCCAUAUCCCUUCACUAGCCCCUAGAGCUCUAUCUAACUCUCUCUUAAAUCCAUCCAGUGACUUGGCCUCCACUGCCCUCUGUGGCAGGGAAUUUCAUAAAUUCACAAAUCUCUGGGUGAAAAAGUUUUUUCUCACCUCAGUUUUAAAUGGCCUCCCCUUUAUUCGAAGACUGUGGCCCCUGGUUCUGGACUCGACCAGCAUUGGGACCAUUUUUCCAUUGUCUAGUCCUUUGAUCAUUUUAUAUGUUUCUAUAAGUUCCCCCUCAUCCUUCUAAACUAGCGUGUAGGAUAGUGCUUUUAGUACAGGGAUCGCUAGUGGGUUCGGUGGUCCGAAGGGGUUCUUUCCGUGCUGUAUCUCUAAACAAAACUACACUAAACCUACCAGCAGGAGGCACAAGUAAGCAGAUCAGAGCAGCAAUAUACAUUUCCUCCUGAAGCAGAAAAAUCCAGCCCCAUUGUUCACUUCAACAAGACUAAAGCUCCCUCUGCAGUAGCCCAUUAAUCACUUCCAUGACAGGAACAGUAGGGAUUAAAUGCACAAUAAAUCUCCUUCUGCAGUUGCACACGGCAGAAAAAAAGCUAACAGCGAGACCAAUCAUUGUGAGCUUUUCUUCCCCCGCCCCCGCUGGUCAGCUGAGUUUCCGAAAGGCCUUGAAUGAAGCUGUAAAUUAGCAAGCAGUGCAUUCAUCCCCAAGGUUGCUGCUAUUUUGGUUUUGAUGAACAAUUGGCUAUACCUUCAAUGACUCCAUUUAUAUGGUCUGUUGAACCAGUCAAAAGUCAAAACACAAAGUGGUUAAAAUAAAAAAUAAAAAAAUUGGUGAGGGGAAAGAUUGUAUCGUACACGUAACAUUUGUAGCGGUGAUUUAGAAAUACAUACCCAAAUUUGAUGAUUCUGAUCCUGACGACUUGUACAUCAGGAAGCAAUCAACCCCACAUUCCAAAAGCAAAGAGAGCACUGGAAUAAUGCCGCUCCACUCCUACUGCGGCAGCCUUGUAAAAGCAAAGCUGUUUGAUGCUGAAGUGGCCUAGAUGCCUGUCGGAAUUGCAACUUUUAUAAUGCCUUUCAGGAUAUCCCAAAGCUCGUCCUUCUGAAGUAUAGUGCUCGGACGGAGUGUUACAAGAAAUAAGCGGCAAGGAGACAUUCCCCACAGUUUUAAAAUCUGCAAACAGGAUACACGGACAUACAGAUCAACCAGGGUACUUAGAGUGGAAACGUUGGGAACAUUUAACAGAUCUGCGAAGAGAUGCUGCACCAUUUAUUUCUCCAACACCUUAGAGUCACACAGGUUGGAAAUAGGCCCUUCGGCCCAACUUGCCCACAAUGGCCAACAUGUCCCAGCUACACUAGUCCCACCUACCUGCGUUUGGCCCAUAUCCCUCCAAACCUGUCCUAUCCAUGUACCUGUCUACUUGCUUCUUAAACGUUGGGAUUGUCCCUGCCUGAACUACCUCCUCUGACAGCUCGUUCCAUAACCUUCUCACCCAACUUUUGUUUUCACUGUCCCGUUGCUGACAUCUUUGACCCGAGACCUUAAUGCCGUUUCGCUUUAGAGGAAAGCUGCCUGAUAUGCCGGGCAUUUCCAAUGUUCUGAUUUGUUUCAGUAUCUCCAGAUUUUUGUUUUCUUUCUCACUAAUGAUCUCUGCUGUAAAGAGUUCUUUGGAGAAAUGGCUGGGCUGGUACAUAACAUUUGGUGACACCACCAUCCACGAAUUAUCAGGAUAUAGCCAAGAAAAAAGCCUUUCAAAGUAACUUAUUUUUUUAUGCAGAAAUAUAAUUAAAAUGUCCCCGUUACACAUUGUUAACCAUAAAUUCAUAAAAAAUAGGAGCAGAAUUAGGCUAUUCGACCCAUCGAGUCUGCUCCGCCAUUCGAUCCUGGCUCAUCUAUUUUCCUCUCUUAACCCCAUUCUCCUGCCUUCUCCCGAUAACCCCUGACACCCGUACUAGUUUCACCUCAUCUGACUCUCUCUCUUUAAACACCUCCAGCUAUUGAAUGACUCAAGGAUCCUGGCCAAAAUCAUCCUCAAAGCUAAACAAUUCCUAUCAUUGAUUGCUAUGUACAUGUAUAGAAAUAUUUUAUUCACUCUACAAUAGUCCUUAAUAACCUUAAGCACGAUUC